AUGGAGUUCCCGUUCGAUGUGGACGCGCUGCUCCCGGAGCGGAUCACGGUGCUGGAUCAGCACCUGCGGCCCCCGGCCCGCCGACCCGGAACCACAACGCCGGCCCGUAUUGAUCUGCAGCAGCAAAUUAUGACAAUUGUAGAUGAACUGGGCAAGGCUUCUGCUAAGGCUCAGCAUCUUCCUGCUCCUAUCACCAGUGCAUUGAGGAUGCAGAGUAACCGCCAUGUCAUGUAUGUGCUCAAAGACACUUCAGCCCGAUCGGCUGGAAAAGGAGCCAUUAUUGGUUUUCUCAAAGUUGGAUACAAGAAGCUCUUUGUCCUGGAUGAUCGUGAGGCUCACAAUGAGGUGGAACCACUUUGUAUCUUGGACUUUUAUAUCCAUGAGUCACUUCAACGUCAUGGCCAUGGGCUAGAACUCUUCCAACAUAUGUUGCAGAAGGAGCGAGUUGAACCACACCAACUGGCCAUUGAUCGACCCUCACAGAAACUGCUGAAGUUCCUGAAUAAGCACUACAGCCUGGAGACCACAGUGCCACAGGUGAACAACUUUGUGAUCUUUGAAGGCUUCUUUGCCCAUCAACAUCGGCCCCCUGCUUUCUCUCUGAGGGCAGCUCGACAUGUUCGUGCUGCUGCGCUGGAUCACACGCCCGCUGCUCCAGUAAGGAAGCUGCCACCCAAGAGAACAGAGGGAGACAUCAAGCCUUACUCCUCUAGUGACCGAGAAUUUCUGAAGGUAGCUGUGGAGCCUCCGUGGCCCUUAAACAGGGCCCCACGCCGCACCACACCUCCAGCUCACCCACCUCCCCGCUCCAGCAGCCUGGGAAAUUCGCCAGAACGGGGUCCCCUCCGUCCUUUUGUGCCAGAGCAGGAGCUGCUGCGGUCCCUUCGUCUCUGCCCCCCACAUCCUACUGCGCGCCUACUGCUUGCUACUGAUCCUGGGGGCAGCCCAGCCCAACGUCGCCGCACCAGGGGAACUCCCCCAGGGUUGGUAGCCCAAAGCUGCUGCUACAGCCGCCAUUGGGGGUUGAAUUCCUCAUCCCUCAACACAGGCAAGCAAGAGUCAAAGCAGGGGGAACAGGAAACAGAGAAUAGGUCUGCCAGUGAGGAGCAGGUCCUGUCACAUGAUGGGUCUGGGGAGGAAUCCAUGCACACAGUGCCCCUACAGGUUCAGGACCCACCUGCCUCAUCUUGGAGAGUGGGUGGGGACCAGUUCAACGCCAGGUUUAUUCGAAACCUGCAGGAACGUCGCAGCACCAGGCCUUGGUGA
Molecule: messenger RNA, 1266 nt
Organism: Chrysochloris asiatica (Cape golden mole)
Lineage: Eukaryota; Metazoa; Chordata; Mammalia; Afrosoricida; Chrysochloridae
Gene: ATAT1
Product: alpha tubulin acetyltransferase 1
Exons: 13
Coding region: 1-1266 (421 amino acids)
Biological process (GO): alpha-tubulin acetylation
Cellular component (GO): microtubule
Molecular function (GO): tubulin N-acetyltransferase activity
Source: RefSeq, a predicted model, not a curated record